Messenger RNA from Mucor velutinosus, 4524 nucleotides. It is a transcript of the gene MCCC2, whose product is annotated as Methylcrotonoyl-CoA carboxylase beta chain, mitochondrial. The record is from RefSeq and is a predicted model, not a curated record. Gene Ontology annotation, biological process: DNA integration. Bases 1 to 4524 code for a protein of 1507 amino acids. Gene Ontology annotation, molecular function: nucleic acid binding. Lineage: Eukaryota; Fungi; Mucoromycota; Mucoromycetes; Mucorales; Mucoraceae. The transcript has 3 exons.
AUGUCUCACAACCAAUACAACGCUACCGAAAACACUCAAGAGGAUAUUGCUCAAGACUCUAUCCGUGUUUCUUCUCCUAAUGACUCAUCUAUGCAAGUGGAUGAGCACGCUCAACUUUCCGCAGUUGAUCAUCUUCUCAAGAAGAUUGACACUGCUCAGGCUCGCUUGGAUCAGAUCCAUCGUAACGCUGGUGAUACUUACACUGAGGAAGAACGCUUGGCGGCUGAUGAAGCAUCUGCGUCUAUCGAAUGGCUCAGCAAGCAAGUCAGUGCAAUUACUAAGAGGGCUGAUUCCAAAGCAAGACCUGUCAAUCUCAAUGAGAUCCCCCGUUUCCAGGUGGUAGGACAAGCUAAGCAUUGGCCUGACCAUCCUCGAUUCACCACAGUCGAUCAUUUCUUCAGUGCUUUUGAGAACGUCAUCAGAGCAUCCGGUAAUGAAGUAAAUUUGGUUUGGAAACGCUACGUGCCUGUUUCACUGCCAUUUGACUUCGAAUCAUGGACCAAGAAUGAUCUUCUGGCAUGUAAUGAUUGGGAUCAAGCCAAGGCAUUGUUCCGCAAACAUUUUGGUGCUCCCAUCAACUCUGAGGAAUCCAUGGCCAAACUCUUCAGCAUGCGCAUGAAGAACAAUGAUACUCUACAGGACUAUACGAAUAAGUUCAUGAAGUACGUCAAGGAUUGUGGCUUCCCUCCUAACAGCAACAUGUUAGCCAAGUUCUAUCAGUUCACGCUGUUACGCAAGAAUCAGCAAAUGAUGGUCAACCAAAUGUCCGUCAAGCAUGGUUCCAACCACAAAUGGACUAUCAACGAGAUCUAUGAGUGUGUGUUGCCUUUGUUCCUUGUUGACGAGCAAAAUCGUGGUGAUGAUGAUGUUGAGGUCAACAUCAGAGGUAAGCGUAAGGGUGGUUCUGGUGGUUCUGGUGGUUCUGGUUCGAGAACAAAGAUGGCAAGGGUAUCUGCCACUGGGUAUUUCUGUGCGAAGCAUGGCGGGAGCAAUGCCAACCACAACACCAUUGACUGUAAGUCAAGAUUGAAGCACUUUGGCUCUGACAACAAGCCUAACCGGGCUACUACUGCUGCUCCGUAUUCUAUGAGUUCCUCAUCCUCUGAUCCCAAAACCUGCAACUUUUGUGGUAAGCCCCGUGCUUACGGUCAUCGUUGUCAAGAGUUCUACGACUGGAAGAAGGAGAGAGAAUCAAGGAAGAACAUUGGUGUGCAUACUGUACAAACAACCACUGUUCGCAAGGACAACAAGUCUGGUUCUGGUUCUGAGACCAACGAUGUUACCAUGGAAAGUAGCACUGAUUCUGACAUUGGUGAUGCUGUUGGAGAUGUCACCAUGGAGGAGAUAGAUGCUUGCUUGGACGAGAUUGAAGCAGAGGAUGCCUCGCUCAACUGCAAUUUGAACUUUCUGAGUCAUUCAGUAAAGAGAUUGGGUAAAACACCAGCUAUCAAGAUAAGAUAUCUUAAUGACAUUGCAUUUGAUCACUCGUUUGAGCUAUCCAAUUUUAUUCAGGACCUAGGCGAUUUUGAUGUGCUACUGGGUGUAGACACAUUGAGUCGACUUAGAAUUGGGCUAACUGGCGUUGCUCACAAGUUUGCUGAUAUUGGACAUCUUACAGAGGAAGAGAAAUCAGAGCUUCUUGAAAGCAUCGAUUUCGAAAAUGUCAAUUUUGAUACUAAACAUUCUAUUGAUCCAGAAACCGCAUCAAUCUUUGAAUCCCAAGCUGAGGAGAAUAAGUAUAUGAGCAACAUCCAAGAUGCUAUUGAUGAGAAUCAGAGAAUCAAGCCUGGAACGUUUUGUAACGUGCCUGAAUCUGAGAUCAUUAUACCAAUCAAGGAGAAUGUUGAUUACUACGUCAAGCAAUAUCCGAUCGCACAUCAUGCAAUGCCCGAAAUCGAAAAGCAAUUGAAUGAAUGGCUGGAUGCAGGAAUUGUAGAACAGUGUAGACCUAACGGCUUAUUCAACAGCCCUAUCAUUGCAGUAUCAAAGAAGGACAAUGAUGGCAAACCCACCAAAACUCGAGUUUGUAUGGAUGUGCGGAGGAUCAACCAGCAUAUGCCCAACAAUACAAACCAAUUUGAGAUCUUCACCCGGAUCAAGCAGAAGGGGACGAUAUUUUCGAAAAGGAAAAACCUUGGUCAUGAACAUUUUGUUUUCUGUCAUUGCGAAUUGAUUAAGGAGGUGCUGAGACGCUUGACACAUGCCAACUUAAAGAUUGGUGUUGAAAAGUGCUCCUGGUUUCGAUCUAGCAUCUACUUGCUAGGCUUUGUAGUUGGUCCUCAUGUUUCCAAGGUUGACAUGCGACGUCUCUCUGACAUUGAUCAUUGGGGUCCAUGCAGAUCUGCCAAACAGGUUAAACAACUAGCUGGUGUUAUUUCAUAUUUGAGACCACACAUCCCAAAUCUGUCAAAACUGAUGGCGCCUAUUGAUGCUCUACGAAAUGAUCCAGAUGCUGGUAGCAAAUGGACUGAUGAGCACACCAAACGACUUGAGAUUAUCAAGAAGGUCUUGUUAUCUGAAGCUUUACUGACUGCACCAGACAUGAAUAAGAAAUUUUAUCUUGAAUGUGAUGCUAGCUUAUAUGCAGUUGCAGUCAUUUUGACGCAGCGCGACGAUCAAGGACGCACAGUCUAUGUGGCGAUGUUGAGCAAAUCUCUGACCAAAUCCCAACAGAACUGGCCUGUCCUGAGACGAGAACUGUAUGCCGUGUUAUUCGGUUUAGUUCGUUUGCGACCCUUAUUGUACGGGCAUCCUGAGAUUGAGGUUAUGACAGAUCAUCGAGCUCUGAUUUAUAUCUACACAUGUAAAUGUCCUACUAGAGUCAUUCAAAAUUACAUGGAGAUUUUAAACGAGUAUCCCCAACUGCAAUUCACUCAUAUCAAGGGCUUAGACAACAUCUUACCUGACAAACUUAGUCGCUUGUAUGAACCUUUAGAAGAUCAUACAGAGCUGGCGGGAGACAGUGAUAAGAAAAUUGCUAAAUUACAAAAGAAUAUCAUGAGAAGCAAAGGCUCCAAGAAACGAUUCAUUGGCAACAAUAAGCAAACAAAGCAUUAUCUAACCAAGAACAAAGUAGUCUAUAAUAAAGACAAGCACUUGAAUGUACUUGCUAUGAAGAUCAAGGAGGGCAAUUAUGAAAGCGUUGCUUACAUUGCACCACCUGACAAUGAGAGAGACCAACUGCUUCGUGAAACUCAUGAAUUUGGACACUUUGGUGCCGCUAGUAUUGUCAAGAAACUACAUGAAGAAGGUAUUCAUUGGACAGGUCUAUAUGAUGAUGCAAAGGCAAUUUGUCAAUCAUGUAUGGAAUGUGCAAGACACAAUGUAGUUCAAAAGGGUUAUCAUGAACUGAGAAACGUUGUAGCGUAUGGUCCAUUUGAUCACAUAGGCAUUGACUUUCUUGGUCCGUUAACUCCAGCCAACAAUGGCAAUAUAUAUAUAUUAGUUGUAUACGACAUUUGCACCAGAUUUAUUAUAACUCGUGCAUUGCCCAACAAACAAACUGAUACUGUCGCUAGAGCUCUGACUACUAUCUUUGGAGACUUUGGCAUAGUACAAAUACUACAAUCUGAUAAUGGACGUGAAUUCAAGAGUGCUUUGAUGAGCGAGAUCGGUAAAGCACUUGGCAUCAAUCAAAGAUACUCUACGGCUUUCCACGCUAGGGGCAAUGGUGCAUCCGAAUCAGGUGUUAAAAAUAUUCUUAAUGCACUUCGUAAGAUGGUCAGUGAACACAUCUAUGACUGGGACUCGGUUCUACCUGGAACUCAACUGGCUAUAAACACAAAAAUUAGGUAUCGCACAGAGAGUGCACCUUUUCAAUUGAUGUUUGCUAGACCAUUGAAUAGAUUCGUAGACUACGAUGAUCCUAAGAUCAAGGACAACUUACCAAAGAAGCCAAUGACUCUCGGUGAGCUACGCAAGAAGGCAGAGAUUAUGAACCAGGUUGUCUUUCCAGCUAUUAACCAAAGAACACAACGCAUUAUUGAAGAGCAAGCAACGCGAUUCAAUAAGCAUCACAAGAUUACACACUUCAAAGUUGGUGAUUGGGUUAUGGUAAGACUUCCGCAUAGAGAAAGCAAACUUGAGGCCGCUUAUGAUGGACCCUAUCAAGUUGUUCAAAAGAAAAGAUCUACAUAUGUGUUGAAAGACGAUAUGAAUGAACUACUACAUCGCGACUAUGUGCCAUCUGAAUUGAAGCUGGUAGCAAUCGACGAGUCUAUCAUCGAACAAGAAGUAUAUGAGGUUGACGAGAUCAGAGCGCAUCGUGGUCCUGAACACAAUAGAGAGUAUUUGGUAAAAUGGAAGACAUUUGGAGAAGCUGCCAACUCCUGGGAAACCGCUGCAUCGUUCAACAACCCUCAAACCAUUCGUAAGUACUGGGCAAAGAUCAAGGAAUAUGAGCUGCUUGAGAAGAGAAGACAGGCACUAAAUAGUGACACUGCUUCCUCCAAAUCAAAGCGUAAGCGUGAUGAUUCUGACAAGCGUUUGAGAGGCUCUAAGAGACUCAACGUUGCAGAACAGUAA